This is a messenger RNA of Jatropha curcas, 1779 nucleotides long. RefSeq names its product Phototropic-responsive NPH3 family protein. Gene Ontology annotation, molecular function: protein binding. The record is from RefSeq and is a predicted model, not a curated record. NCBI's taxonomy places the organism in Eukaryota, Viridiplantae, Streptophyta, Magnoliopsida, Malpighiales, Euphorbiaceae.
UCGAAUUUAUAACCACCAUUGGUUGCCCCCCGCCCCCCUUCUCCAAAAACCCUAAUUUGCCACUGACAUUCCAAAACCCUUCAAAUCUGUGCAACAGAAAGAUCAUCAAAAGCCAAAAUGAGGGGUUGGAAAGAUUUGGGGCUUGUUGAUACAAUUUACGAGGAAGAAUAUGAACUCUCUUCUUCUUCUUCUCCUUCUCUUUCUCCUUCUAUGUCUUCUCCUCCACUUCACACUCCCCUCAAUUCCAGAGUGGAAUCCUGGUCAUUGGCAACUGGGAGAAAAACGGACGUCUUGAUAUAUGUCCAGGGAACGUGCUUUCAUCUCCACAAGGACCCGUUAAUAUCCAAGAGUUCAUAUCUGAAACGUCAACUAACGGAACUAUCCGAAAUAACGCUCCCGUUAAACAUAACGUCAGAAACUUUUGCCCUUGUAGCAGACUUCUGCUACGGCGCCAACGUAGUGUUAACGCCGUUCAACGUAGUGGCGCUGAGAACCGCUGCCGAGUUGCUCGGGAUGACGAAGGUCAAGACUAAGCGCGACGAGAACUUGAAGCAAAUAACAGAAACAUACUUCCGUCGAUUAAUCGCCACCAAUCGGGAGCUAACGCUGAUUGUUUUCCGUUCAUGUUUGCGGUUUCUGCCGGAGGCUGAAACGGCAGCGUUUCUGUUGAGCAGAUGCAUUGAAGCGUUGGACUUAACAGGAGAAGGUGACGAGAUGGACAGAGUUCUAGACGACAUUAUAGGUUUGCGCGCCGAUGAGUUUGAAAUCGUCGCAGAAGCUAUGCAAAGCAGGUUUACUAGCCACAACUUCUUGUACAGAAUCAUUGACCUUUACUUUCAGCAACAUAAUGGUAAGAUGACAGAAGAACAAAAGACUUACAUAUGCAAUUUCAUAGACUGUGACAAACUCUCGCCUCAAUUCCUUAUACAAGCAGUACAAAACCCUAUUCUCCCAUUAAGAUUCGUAGUCCGGGCAAUGUUAAUCGAACAGCUGAACACCCGCCGAGCAAUCUUCACUACCUCCGCUGCUGCUUCCACAAACCAGCAAUACACACGCCAACAUCAUAACCAAGAGGUAGCCAUUACCUUAGGCUCAAUCCUUCAAAGAGAUGCAAUGGCACGCGAAGCGGCUCAACUAAAAGCAGAAAUGAACUCAACUAGCUCGCGCAUUGAAAGCUUGGAGAAAGAAUUAGCUGUAAUGAAGAAACUAUUGCAGAGAUCAGAGAAGGAAAGAAAUACAUUAGUAAUGGAGAAAAAAACUCUGCAACAGCUUGAGAAGGAAGGAAGGAAUAUUAUGGAGUCAUCGAGGUCUGCAAGUUUUCAUUAUGGGUUGAGAGAUAGUAAUAAGAUAGAUAGAGGAGAAAGAGGAUCUUCUUCUUUUGCUGGUUUUCGGUUAGGCGUUAGAGGUGAAAAAAAUGGAGGCUCUUCAUUAUCAAAUCUUGACCAUGAGGAAAGUGCAAGUAAUUAUAAGAAGAAUAUUGGUAUGGGAUUUAUAAACAGAUUAAAAAGUACAUUAUGGGUAUCAAAAUCUGCAUCUUCAAAGUGUCAUCGUAAUAGCAAAUUUUCUAGCAGCAAUGAAGACGCAUCUGAACUGGAAGAUGAAAAUGAAGACGUUAUUGUGGCUAAAGAAGGAUGAAGUUGUCAGAAUUGAAGAGUUGCUUUCUAGUUUAAGCAGGUUAGGACAUUAUUGUUAUGGUGAUGAUUUUAUUUUUAUCUUUUCUCUUGAAAUUGAUAUGUAAAUUGAGGUUUAAUUUACACCACCUUUUUUUUUUUUUUUUCA